AUCAGAGUAAUCUUUUUCCUUUCCUUUAAAAAAGUGGUAGCAAAAUAUACUUUAGUGCAACAUUUUGUAGUGGAAAAGAAUUGAAGAUAGAGUUGGAUUGGGAUUAAUCGUGUGAAACACCAUCUUUGAUGAGGACCUAUAAAUCACUUGUAUCAAGCUUCCUAUCCAGAUUUGAUAUGAUUCUCCUACAUGUUUGGUUUAAAACAAGGAAACAAGCUGUAUUGACAUACUACUUCUGGGUGUGGUGGACUACAAGUAUCUGUGUUGAAGCAGGAAAUGAUAGUUUGAAGGCAGGUGAAAGAUUGGUUGCCAAAUCCAAUCUAUGCUCUAAGCAAGGCAGUUAUUGUCUAUCAUUCGAUGGAACAUUAGAUAGCAAAAGUAAUUAUUAUUACUUGGUUAUUGAAAGAAUGAAUAACUUUGGUGGUCGAGCCUCAGUAGUAUGGAUGUAUGAUAGAAAUCAUCCAGUUGAUAUUAAUUCAGCGGUUUUAUCUCUAAACUACUCCGGUGUGCUCAAAAUUGAAUUUCAAUAUAGAAAAGAAAUAAUCAUUUACUCUUCACCUCAACCUAUAAACAAUACUGUGGCUACUAUGCUAGACACAGGUAACUUUGUACUUGAACAACUUCACCCCAAUGGAACUAAGACUUUAUUGUGGCAGAGUUUUGAUUAUCCAGCAGAUAUUUUGAUCCCAGCGAUGAAGUUAGGUGUUAAUCGAAAAACUGGACAUAAUUGGUCUCUAGUUUCGUGGUUGACUCCUUCGCUGCCAUAUUUGGGUGAAUUUAGUCUUGAAUGGGAUCCAAAAGAAGAAGAAUUGAACAUUAAGAAACGCGGGAAAGUGUAUUGGAAAAGCGGAAAACUUGUAAAUAAUGGAUUGUUCGACAAUAUUCCAGCAAAUGUUCAACAAAAUUAUCAAUACGUUAUUAUCUCUAACAAGGAUGAAGAUUCUUUCAGUUUCGAAAUUAAAGAUCGGAACUCUAAGAUGCUUACAGAAUGGGCACUCUUCUCUGAUGGGAGGUUUGUGAGUUUGGAAGGAGAGUUGGGUAAUGCAGAUAUUUGUUAUGGAUAUAACAGUGACGGAGGUUGCCAAAAAUGGGAGGAUAUACCAACUUGUAGGAAGCCUGGUGAGGUGUUUGAGAUAAAGAUAGGCAGACCUAACACUGACUAUGCUAUCCUCCAAGACAAUGUGAGUUAUGGUUACAGUGAUUGCAAGAUGAGUUGUUGGAGAAACUGUGGUUGCAAUGGAUUCCAAGAAUAUUCUGAUAAUGGAACUGGAUGUAUAUUUUAUCCAUGGAAUUCUACUCAAGAAGUUGAUUCGGAGAGUGUGAAUAGGUUCUACAUGUUAGAAAAGCCAGUAAAGUCAGACCCAAAUCACCACGGCAAAAGAAGAUGGAUAUGGAUAAGUGCAGCAAUAGCAGCUGCUUUACUCAUAAUGUGCACACUCAUUCUAUGGAUAGCAAUAAAGAAACACAAAUUUGGACUUAAAGAGAAGAAAGUUAAAAGUAAGGAGAAAGAGAUGCAAGAGCUGGCCGCUUCCGAUGAAUUAUAUAGUAUCAAAGAUCUUGAAGAUGAUUUCAAGGGACAUGAUAUAAAAGUUUUUACCUAUGCAUCAAUUUUGGAAGCAACCAUGAAUUUUUCCCCUGAAAACAAGUUAGGACAGGGAGGUUAUGGACCUGUUUAUAAGGGAAUCUUUGCAUCCGGGCAAGAAGUUGCUGUAAAAAGACUUUCAAAAACUUCUAGACAAGGAAUUAUUGAAUUCAAAAAUGAAUUGGUACUGAUAUGUGAACUUCAACACACAAAUCUUGUGCAACUACUUGGUUGUUGUAUUCAUGAAGAAGAAAGGAUUCUAAUCUACGAAUAUAUGCCAAACAAAAGCUUGGAUUUCUAUCUAUUCGAUUCUACAAAAAGAAAGCUACUCGAUUGGAAGAAGCGGUUCAGCAUUAUAGAAGGAAUUUCUCAGGCAUUGCUCUAUCUUCAUAAAUAUUCUAGACUAAAAAUCAUUCAUAGAGACUUGAAAGCUAGCAACAUACUUCUUGAUGAAAAUAUGAAUCCAAAAAUUUCUGAUUUUGGCAUGGCAAGAAUGUUCACACAACAGGAAUCCACAAUAAAUACCAAAAGGAUUGUCGGCACAUAUGGAUACAUGUCUCCAGAAUAUGCUAUGGAAGGAAUUUGUUCUUCAAAGUCUGAUGUCUAUAGCUUUGGAGUAUUACUACUUGAAAUUGUUUGUGGAAGAAAAAACAACAGCUUCUAUGAUGUUGAUCAUCCACUAAAUCUAAUAGGACAUGCAUGGGAGCUAUGGAAUGAUGGCGAGUAUAUGCAGCUAAUGGAUCCAUUAUUAAGUGACUCAUUUGUUCCCGAUGAAGUGAAAAGGUGCAUUCACGUUGGUCUCUUAUGUGUACAACAAAAUGCAAAUGAUCGACCUACAAUGUCUGAUGUUAUAUCAAUGUUGACAAAUAAAUAUGAACAUGUUACUUUACCGACAAAACCAGCAUUCUAUGUUAGAAGAGAUAUCCUCGAUGAGGAAAGAACUUCUAAAGCUCUGGACACUGACACCUAUUCUACAACUGCAAUUUCCUCUUCGGAAGUAGAAAGGCAGUAAAUAAGUUUUUCUAGUCUAAAUUUAAGAGUGCUGAGUGAGUACUAUGAUGACUAUAUAACUUUACUUUCUUAAAUCUUAGUCAACUCCAAUUUUAUGUAAUUAGCAUAAUCUAUUAUAAAGUUGUUGUCUAUUUUCCAUUAUUAUUUUAUGUUAUAGAAACUACUACA
This is a messenger RNA of Vicia villosa (hairy vetch), 2761 nucleotides long. RefSeq names its product G-type lectin S-receptor-like serine/threonine-protein kinase CES101. The coding region runs from base 129 to 2594 and encodes 821 amino acids. Gene Ontology annotation, biological process: protein phosphorylation. The record is from RefSeq and is a predicted model, not a curated record. The transcript is spliced from 8 exons. Gene Ontology annotation, molecular function: protein serine/threonine kinase activity; ATP binding. Lineage: Eukaryota; Viridiplantae; Streptophyta; Magnoliopsida; Fabales; Fabaceae.